UUUCACUUUGCCCUCUAAGUUAUUUGAAAGUUUGAACUAUUUUAGUAUGCUUUAGAUAAAACCUGAGAUAUAUACUAUUAAAGUAUGUAUGUUUGGGUUUUAUGCCUGCCGUGUCAUUUAUUUUAACUGGCAUGCUUACAUUUGAAAUGAAAGUAAAUAUAAAAAAGAAAGAAUGGGACAGAUAAAUGUUUAGUUAGCAGUUGAACAUAACACCUGCCUGUCCUGAGUUUCAGGUGGUUAUAAAUUUAAAAUUGGAUGUAAGACCCCUUUAUAAGUUUGACGAUAUAUCUGCUGACAAAUAAGAAAGCAGUGAAAGAAUGUCGUCUGCUGAUGACGCUGAUGACGAGCGUGAAAGUCCUGCACCAACCCCAAUAGAAGACUGGGUUGAUCCAAAAUGUGUCAAGUUCACGGUAUUUAUAGUAUUGCCAAAUGACGAGGUAUGCACGAUACGGGAUAUGCCAUCUGGAGCCAGCGUUGAUCAACUGAAGUCACGAAUUGAAUUGCAAGCUGGGGUCCCGUCUCAGAUGUACAGUCUUAUCUACCCAGACGGCGAAGAGCUUGCCGAGGAUCAAAGGCUUGUUGUCAGGGAAACCAUCCUUGAUGGAUACCUCCUGAAAAUGCGUCUGCAUGACAACUGGGAAGCAUUAUACAUAACUGUGACACGGAACUGUAUAGAACAAGUUUACCACAGUGGUGGGGUACAUCUGAAAGGAAAUAUCACAAUUAGCGUUACAGAAUCCGAGCGUUAUGAAAUCACUGUCAGAGAAAGAGGAGCGGUCGCUUUGUUUAUGGCAUCUUCACUUGGUCUUCAGAGAAUGGCAAACAUGCUUCUAUCUGUUGGUGUGAAUGUAAAUUCCACUACCUUCUUUGGACGAACUCCUCUACAUGCAGCAGUAGCAAAAGACCACGUGGUUAUGGUGGAUUUUCUACUUAACAAAGGGGCUUCACCACGGAAGUCCGACUGCUACGGGCUUAUUCCCCUUGAACUUGCAAAACAAAUGUCUUCCACUCUGUGCUUUCGAAAACUACGUUUAGUGCAACUUAACUUUCGCGGAAAUUCUAAUACCUCAGCAAAUAAAAAGUCAAAAAUUUGUAUAAAACUAGAUACAAAUACCGAUUCCAUUAGACAAGAUACAAGUCACCAAGAUGUAUCUCAGUCGAGAAUGUCACAGUACUCAGACAGGAGCUCACUUUCGAAUGGCCAAGAAACAACUCGACACAUAUCGAGGAAGCAUGUAUCAUCAAGCGCACCUGUCAGUGUCUUCAAUAGAAGGGAUUUACUUUCACGUGAGGGAACACAAUCUUCCCUUAGCAAUGCAACUACGGGUAAACUCAGACAAACUAAACAAAAUGUUAAAUGGAAAGAUACUCAGACAGAGUACACUUACUGGAAACAUUUAAACUUACAUCACAAAGGUCAUAACGCAAUGGAAGGAACAGUCAAAAUUAAACCAAUGACACUUGCUCAUCCCAAAACAAUAGUAAAAUAUUCUAAUAUAGCCCGUCAAGAGUCGUUAAAAGAAAAACAUUUGAGCGAUGCUGAAAAUACCACUGGGGAACACGAGUUAGCGCAACAGAGUGAAGAAAGCAAAGAUCUAUCUAACGUUAUGAAAUAUUCAAAAGAAAGACUGAACUAUUUCAAGAAACUAGCAACACCAAAGGAAGAGUAUGUGCCGAUGAAAGACCGCAAGAAACGCUCAACAAAUCAAACAAGCGAAGUAAGCGCAGCAUUUAAAAAUUGGCUGAAAAAGAAAACUGCUGAAAUAGAAGAAGCAGAAGACACGUCAACUUCUGUGGAGUACUUUAAUGAAAGCGAUUCAGAAGAAGACAAAUUGUAUGAGUUUAACAAACGGGUUAGGAAGAAAAACAGAGACGACGUGAUGUUUGCAAGAAGCAUCACUCCAGGGAAUAGACCUUUGACAGAUGUUAUGGAGUUCGGAAGUACGCAGUAUGGUGAUGGACAAAAUCCGCCUGCGGAUCUAAACAUUGAUGCAUAUAAGGAAUGGCGGAGAAAGAAAAGAGGAUACUUGAUAAAUAUGCCAAAAAUGAAGAAAGUGAAUGAUAUCUUACUUGAGAAGAGGAGAAUAGAAGAAAAGCGACAAAAGCUUUUGAUGACCGCAAUCUCAUAUGAUGAAUGGAUGGAUCAUACAGAAGAAAGGAAAAUGUUGAUUAAACGAAUACUGCAAGCCGAUCGUGAAGAAAUGAGAAAACUGGAAGAGGAUAAACUCAAAUAUAGACAGAGGAUGUUUUCUUAUGAUACAUGGAAAGAAAAGUUACAUAAAAGGGGAGAAGAAGACAAGAAACGAAAAGAGUUUCAAAAGAAAUAUGACGCAGAGAGAAUGAAAGAAAAACUACAGUUAGGAAAAAGUACUGCUGCAGUGCCAUUUGACGAGUGGUUGAAAAAGAAACGUUCAACAAUGUCGAAGGAACAGGAGGUAGAGAAAAGUACGAGAACAAACAGAAAUAAAAGUGCUAAUUGUGUUAGAUUUGAAGAACGUGUUGAACAGAGGGAAGAUGAAGCUGAGCUAGAGAUAGUUAACAGUAACUGGCAGGCAAAUAACGACUGAGCUUGGAGUAGCUUUCAAUGAAAGUGACAAACAGAAUAUAGAAUAACGUUACACAACUGACAAAGCUCCUUGAAACUUCCAAACUGCAUUAAUGGCAUAACUAAGGAGAACCUUUACCGAUGGUAUUUCUUGGAGAAAUGUGUAGCAGCUCUGCAUUUUUACAAAUUACUUGACAAAAGAUAUGAAAGGAUACAUUCUAGGGUUAAUCUUAACGAACAACUGUUAUAUAAAUAAAAUUCAAAUUAUUAUCUAAAUUCAAAGGCAAUAUAUAUUUUUUAUAAAUUGUCCUAACGAUAAUAAAACUGUAUGUAUAAAGUAGAUAAA
Mercenaria mercenaria is the source of this 2891-nucleotide messenger RNA. RefSeq lists its product as uncharacterized. The transcript is spliced from 6 exons. NCBI's taxonomy places the organism in Eukaryota, Metazoa, Mollusca, Bivalvia, Venerida, Veneridae. The coding region runs from base 318 to 2567 and encodes 749 amino acids. The record is from RefSeq and is a predicted model, not a curated record. Gene Ontology annotation, molecular function: protein binding.